Molecule: messenger RNA, 616 nt
Organism: Fimicolochytrium jonesii
Lineage: Eukaryota; Fungi; Chytridiomycota; Chytridiomycetes; Spizellomycetales; Powellomycetaceae
Product: transmembrane protein 138-domain-containing protein
Exons: 5
Coding region: 45-542 (165 amino acids)
Cellular component (GO): cilium
Source: RefSeq, a predicted model, not a curated record
CUCUAUACAAUUCGUUACAUAUAUAGAUCGGAGACCAAAACACAAUGUCUAGUUUCAGCGUCCGAUCGUUCUACCUUACCGCCGGCCUGCAAAUAUGUCUCCUCACAGCCGACCUCUUCAUCACGCUAUUCGCCGAGAUACGCCGGCAUACCUUCGUCACUGUCGUCAUUGCCUAUCUCAUCCAGCUCCUCCUCUUCAUAGCAAACCUCGUCCUUCUCUUCCUCCGCUUCGCCGGCAGCUACCCGUUCCGCGCCGGCAUGCUCCGGCUCAUGCUGAAUGAGUUCAGCGCGACGUUGUGGUCGUGCGCCUUUUAUGCUGUGUGCUUUUUUGCGUGUCGGGGGAUUGGGCUGCCGCUCAUGGCCGCCUGCAACGACACACGCUGCGAUUUUUGGACUGCCGGCUACGUCGCUGUGUAUACGCUGUUUCGGUUCGCCGAGAUACUGUACUACUUCAAUAUGCUGCGAGCUGCAGUGCAGCUGUGCAAUCCAAAGUACUAUCAGGACUCGCCGUGGCUGAGGGCUCAGCUUCGGCACGCUUCGUGAUUGCUGACUGUUCGGACGUUUUAUGCGCUUUAUGUAAAGAUGUAUGUACAUACAAUACACGACAUAGAAGAGAC